Capronia coronata CBS 617.96 is the source of this 189-nucleotide messenger RNA. RefSeq lists its product as uncharacterized. The annotation marks the transcript as partial. The record is from RefSeq and is a predicted model, not a curated record. NCBI's taxonomy places the organism in Eukaryota, Fungi, Ascomycota, Eurotiomycetes, Chaetothyriales, Herpotrichiellaceae. The transcript is spliced from 2 exons.
CUUUCCUGUAAGUCGGUCAUGGAGGCUGUGGGUGGUGAGGUUUCAGCGGAAAGGAGGACGCCAAAUCCUCCACCAGCCAACGAAUCCUUCAGGGGCCGAGUUCUCACUUCCCGCUCCCUGGCUAUUGCUGGACUGACUUUGUUGUUCCGGGUCACCGGCUGUGCUGGCCAUUCUGACCAUCAAUCUAUU